Molecule: messenger RNA, 5205 nt
Organism: Syngnathus typhle (broad-nosed pipefish)
Lineage: Eukaryota; Metazoa; Chordata; Actinopteri; Syngnathiformes; Syngnathidae
Gene: slc46a1
Product: solute carrier family 46 member 1
Exons: 6
Coding region: 1-1476 (491 amino acids)
Biological process (GO): transmembrane transport
Cellular component (GO): plasma membrane
Molecular function (GO): transmembrane transporter activity
Source: RefSeq, a predicted model, not a curated record
AUGUACGAGCCGGACACGGCUGCUAUCCUUCCGGAUGACGAGGAACUGAAAGCCGAUGGCUCAAACUUUUCGCCCGGCCAUGAUGAGGACACCCUGCAGCUGCCACCGCCGACCUCUCGGCCGGCGGGACCGCCGUUUGCGUGUCCGCUUCCAGUGUCCGUGGAGCCCGUCAUGUUCCUGUCCGUGUUUGCCGUGGUCCUCCAGGCACCGCUGACCACUCAAUAUCUGUGGGACCGAAUUAGCGAAGACGUUGGCUACAAUGCUUCGAAAAUGUCGGAGUGCGGCAACAGAUCCGCGGGACCAAGCGCUCUUCAGAAGGAAGUGGAAACCCUGACAGCACACUGGAACCUCUACAUCAGUCUGGCGGGCUUUUCUGUCGGCUUGCUGGUGGUCCCUCUUCUGGGCUCGUGGAGCGAUUUUGCAGGUCGCAGGCCGGUCCUCAUCAUUCCCAACCUGGGUCUGGCCAUGCAGGUGGUUGUCUACCUGAUAGUGAUGUACCUCAAGCUGCCUGUGGCCUACUUUCUCGUGGGUCGACUGCUCAGUGGACUUUCGGGGGAUUUCAACGCUAUACUGGCUGCCUGCUUUGCGUAUGUGGCCGACACGAGCGACAGAAAAGCCCGCACUUUCAGGGUGGCGGUCCUGGAAGCUUGUAUUGGGCUCUCUGGGAUGUUUGCCAGCAUUAUCGGAGGGCACUGGAGGCGGAUGCAAGGCUACAUCAACCCCUUCUGGUUGGUCCUGGCAACCAGCCUGAUGUCGGCUCUGUAUGCGUUCCUGUUUGUCCCCGAAUCUGUCGAGAAAGACCCCAGCGCCAAGCUUCUCACCGUUCGCCAUCACAAAGCCGUGUGGCACAUUUUCUCCACCGGGGGCAGCGAGGGCGGCGGAAGGUUCCUGAGAUGCAAACUGUGGCUCUACAUGCUUUGCUUCUUCCUUGUGGUGAGCAUCCACAUCGGGAGCCGCGAGCUGUUCGUCCUGUACGAGCUGAGCCCGCCGCUGUGCUGGGGCUCGACGCUCAUCGGCUAUGGCUCGGCUGCUCUGCACUUGUGCUACCUGAGCAGCCUGCUGGGGCUGAAGGUCAUGUUGCACUGGCUGGAGGACUCGUGGGUGGCUGUUAUUAGUCUUGCCUCCAACAUCACUGGACUGCUGGUUUUCUCUGUGGCGGACACCACUCUGCUCAUGUUCACAGGUUAUGGUUUUUUAUUCUUCUUUGUGGCUGCUACACCUGUGCUCAGAGCUAAGCUGUCCAAGCUGGUGAGCCAGUCUGAACAAGGUGCUCUCUUUUCCUCUGUGGCCUGUGUGGAGAGCUUGUGUUUCCUCGUGGGUAGUGGCCUCUUCAACUCUGUCUAUCCAGCCACGCUGCACUUCAUGAAGGGCUUCGCCUUCCUCUUGGCCGCCAUCCUCCUUCUCAUCCCAGCAAGUAUAAUUGGGACGCUGCGUUGUUUGGAGAUGAGAGAACUCAGCGACGCCAUGGCAUCCUGACCUGCACAAUCAGACCAAAAAUAAAUACCAAUGGCAUCACUGUAGCAGAGGGAGGAACGCAAAUGAUUCUUCCCACUAACACAUUUUACUUGAAAGAGUGAGAGCCAACAAAUUAGUGAAUAAGGGUGUAUUCAGAUCAGAAAAGUCCUUUAGUCCGCUUGUUUGGUCUCUGCCCAUAUAUUCAAGAGGCACAGUUUCUUUUCAUUGCCCCACGGCUCAUUUUUUGUAGCAUUCAACUGUUGGCAGCACUGAAAAGCAAAUUCUUCCAACGGUGUCUUGCUACGGUGUCUUGCAUCUGCGUAAAAGGUUCGGACCAGCAUUCCAAUCGAACCCCGGUCCUUUUAAAGUGGACCAAACAGUCAGGUCUGAAUACACUUUAGGUUCACUAAAAAUGAUUCUGCAAUUGCAAAAAGUCAAUGAAGGGAAAACUUGUUUUUAUGCAUUUAUUUUUGCGCACUGUGAAUCAUCCAAGAGGCUGCAUUUCAAUAUGAAUACAAUAUUGAAACUGAUUUUAUUCUGUCCAUUUGAAAAAUAAUAAUCGUCCAAAGCAAAAGUGCAAUAUUGUUGAUUCACAUUUCUUCGGAAUGUCAUUUUUAGUCCGUCCAAUUUUUUAACGGUUAUCUGAUUUUGAUCCAUCCAUAUUUUUGACAAUUGUUAUAUGGAAAUGAAUGAUUUUUAAAAAAUAAUGUACUGUUUUUUUCUCCCUGUAUUUAAAAUAAUUGUUACUUUUGUCAGAUUCUUGUGGUUGUUUUUUAAUAUCUUUAACAGAAGGGAACCAACAAUUUAGACUGCGUGCAGAAAAAUGGGAAUCAUGUAACCAGUUGGGGAUUACUGAGUUAGAACUUGAAGCAAAGCAGCACUGGAUAGUCCCUCAGCACACAGGCACACACAACAUGGAGCCGUCCGAGUUGCACUGUGAGCUAACAAAUCAGCUUUAAAAUGCACAAAGGGAAGUGCAGAGGUCAAACAGCAUAUUGGCUUGUUGGGAUUGAGCUGUGUGUUUUCUACUGGAAGGACACUUGUAAUAUUUCAAAAUUAAAAAUGUUUUUAAGAUGCAUUAGAUUCAUUAUAUAAUUUGAAUGCAAAAUAAAAUUCAGAAUUUUACUAUGGUCAUCUUUCUGGUAGAAUUUACUACUGUAAACUGAAGUACUGUAGUAACUUCCUUUAUUUACUAUAUAUUUAAAAGCAUGAAUUGCCAAACUGUAAGUGCUUUUCACAAUCUAGUUAUUUUGUGGGUUUUUAAAAUUGAGUGAAACAGACAACCCCACACAAUUUGGAAGGUGCAUGUUUUUCAUUGGACGGAGUUUUUCAGAAUCAAAAAGCAUUUAGUAUGCAAUACAAAUGAGAAAAUGAUUUUAAAAUGCACAAUGCUGAACAAAAUGUGGAGCUGUUGUUUUAUUGACUAAAUUAUGGCGUCCGACAAGUAUUAAAGCUGACCUCACUGCAUCAUUGUAUAGUAGAUGGCAAUUGUGGACGUCAACAGAUCUUCAGGCCAGUGCGUUCGUUAUCUGUUGAUGCAUGUACAUUAUAGUUGCUCAGAAUAAAUACACAAGUAGGAAGAGCAAUACAAGUCAAGUCAAGUUUAUUUGUAUAGCCCUAAAUCACAAGCAGUCUCAAAGGGCUUCACAUAGACAGAAAUUGACAAUUAUUCUCAAAGCAUCCCCUGAUCUUAAGCUCCCAAAAGGGCAAGGAAAAACUUAAAAACCCCUAGCAGGGGGAAAAUGAGAAACCUUGAGAAGGGACCACAGAUGGAAGGAUCCCCCUUUCAGGAUCACCAGGUUGAAAUGGAUGCAGAGAGGGCACAAAUGAUACAACAUGAAAAUCAAUUAAAUAAAAAGUGGAUGUCCAUGUCACAGCAGAGGGCUGCCGAAAGGAGCCCUCAAUUGUCCUGGCAGUGCUCUUCGAGGAGGUUGAGCUGCAGUUCCCCUAUCCUGAAUUGGCCACGAGAAUCCAGAUAGCCGCUGUCAGCAUGGGUACCACCUAACCACCUCCCCGGCCGGGGAGGGGGGAGGGAGGGGGUGGAGAGGGAGAGAAAACAAACUCCAGCCGAAUCGGCCACUACAGGUUAGUUAAAGGCCAUGUCAUAGAAAUGUGUCUUUAAACGUGUCUUAAAUGUUUCUACUGAGGUAGCAGUCCUAAUAUCCAUUGGUAGGGCAUUCCAAAGCUCUGGAGCCCGAAUAGAAAAUGCUCUAGAGCCUGCAGACAUUUUCUUAGCCCUCGGUGUCGCUAAAAGGGUAGCGUUUUGCGAACGAAGGUUACGAGACGGAACAUAAGGAACAACUAGGUCGACGAGAUAUGAAGGCGCUAAGCCAUGCAGCGAUUUAUAGGUUAAUAGAAGAACCUUGAAGUCACAUCUUAAAUGGACCGGAAGCCAAUGUAAGUUGGCUAGUAUUGGGGUAAUGUGAUCAAAUUUUCUUGUCCGAGAGAGCAGCCUUGCAGCGGCAUUUUGUACUAACUGUAGACUUUUGAUGCGGGACUUAGGAAGACCCGAAAAUAGUACAUUACAGUAGUCCAGGCGCGACGUGACGAACGCAUGUAUAAUAGUUUCCGCAUCACCGGUCGAAAGGAUCGGACGAAUCUUUGCAAUAUUACGAAGGUGAAAAAACGCAAUUCUGGUUAUAUUCUUAAUGUGCUUUUGAAAGGAGAGAGUUUGGUCAAAUAUUACCCCGAGAUUAGUUACAGUAUCGCUUUGAGUGAUAGUACGGUUAUCUAUAGUUAUAGCGGUUUCCUUGAAUAAGUGUUGAUAACGAGCUGGACCAAUUAUCAACAUCUCAGUUUUAUCUGGGUUAAGACGAAGGAAGUUGAGAGACAUCCAUUGCUUGAUCUCCGCAAGGCACUUCUCAAGAUUACAACAAUCCCGCGGAUCUGUCAUCGAUAACGGCAUAUAUAAUUGGGUGUCAUCCGCAUAGCAUUGAAAACUAAUAUUAUAUUUACGUAUUAUGUCCCCAAGCGGAAUCAUAUAAAUAUUAAAAAGAAUUGGUCCGAGAACCGAUCCCUGUGGGACACCACAUGUAACAUUAUAGAGCUCCGAGGACGCAUUGCCAUGGACCACUCGGUGCGUCCUGUUUGAUAGAUAGGAAUGGAACCAGCCUAGUGCUGACCCUGAAAUACCAACACAACUUUUAAGACGCCCUAAUAAAAUAUCGAAGUCUACAGUGUCGAAGGCAGCACUAAGAUCGAGUAGUAACAGUACAGACGAAAUGUUUGAAUCCAUAGCUACGAGGAGAUCAUUAGUCACUUUCGCAAGUGCUGUCUCAGUGGAAUGAUUAGCUCUAAAACCAGACUGAAAAGUGUCGUAUCGAUUAUUGGCGACCAUGUAAUCAAUAAGCUGCUGCGCUACUACUUUUUCAAGAAGUUUUGCUAUGAAUGGGAGGUUUGAAACUGGCCUAUAAUUACUGAGACAGUCCGGGUCAAGAUUUGGUCGCUUAAGUAACGGUUUAAUGAUAGCGGUUUUAAAGGCUGUUGGCACUAUCCCAGAGGAGACAGACAGAUUGAUUAUAUUUAAGACGGACGGUCCUAAAAUUUGAAAUAAUUCUUUAAGUAGUUUGGCUGGAAGAGGGUCGAGUAAACAUGUUGUUUGUUUAGCCGCACUAACAAUUUGUGUAAGCCUUUCAAGAGACACGCUUUUAAAAGUUGAGAGGGUUGUUGCAUGAUCAUCAGCGUUGGUAAACGGCGUGCUCGACCGAGCGAUUGGAAUGCUAUUCUUGAUCUCAUCCCUAAUGGAUUCAA